UACGAAAAUAUUAGCACUGUGCUUUGGAGAUAAUGCAUGCCCUGAUAAUACAGCUUGCAUGAUAGACGUAAUAUCAUUUUCUUGAUUUUAUACUGCAUUUCUACUGAAUACGCAUUCAAUCAUUUAUAGAUCUUUUUUAUUCUUAUCAUAUAUUAUUUAUGGUAUGAUAUCUGUGAUAAACUCUAUUUAAUUUGAUAAACACUUACAAAUUAUUUUUUAAUUAUCGUCUUAUCAAGUAUGACUUUUUUCUUUUUAUCUUUUAACUGUAUGAUUCUCAGCAUGUUUUGAAAAAUAAGAACAUACAAAUUUGUGAUGGUUUAGCAUUCUGAUAUAAUUAAAAGAACAUAUUUGUGAUGGUUGUUAAUGAUAAUAGAAAUAUAUAUCCUUAAUCUAUUAAGACAUAUACAUGCUUUGUAUGUAUCAGCAGAUAACGUAAUUUAUCUAUUUGCAAAAACUUUAUUUACUUCUUAUUCCAGUGUGCAUAAUGAAUGAAAUAUUUUGAUUUGUUGUUCGGAGAGACGCUGUUAGCGCUAAUAGCAUCGUUCUAUCUUUGUUAUUUACUUAUUGAAAGUUGAACAAAAGGACGGAGCACGCUCAUAGCGCUAAAAACGUGCUCCUCGAACGCAGCCAUGUGUUGUGUUAUUAUGGCGGGAUUGGCGGGAAGAAUCAUAGUCGAUUGUAGGACUGUACGAUCAGUCGAUUGUUUAGAAAACGUCAAUUUUCGAUAACGAUGGAGUUCGUAGCCACACAAAUCUAUGAAGAUGACGAUUUUUCGCCUACUCAGAAAAUUCCAGAUACUAUUGAGGAGGAAGAGCUAGUACAGGUUGGAACAUUAAGUAUCGAUUCCAAUGAAUAUCAGAUUAUGAGAGGGACCACAAAAAUUGGUAGGCUUUGUAGCUGCGACAUUGUUAUAAAUGAUGCGACAGUGUCGAAAAUACAUGCAGUGAUCGAAGCUAUGACAAAUCAAGGAUCAAGAACUUGGAUUUGUGAUCUAAAUUCUUCCAACAAGACGAAACUUGAUAAUGAAAUAUUACUACCCACUCGUUUAUAUGAACUCAAAGAUGGAAAUAUCAUUAAAUUCGGUAGAGUGCACGCGAUUUAUCGCGCAUAUCGUCCGAUGGUGAUACCAGAAACACCCGCGCCAUCGCGAAAAAGAGUCACGAGUAUAAUAAUCCCGAGCACUCCGGAUUCAUCUCUCAAUAAUUUAUCCAGCGAUGAUGGAUCCGUUAUUCUUGGAACACAAAGAGACGAACAGAACAACGUCUUUCGGCGUCCGCCGAGUCCACAACAACAUCAGUCCACAAGCAUCUGUAAAAAGAAUACUUCCCACGCAUCUUCCAGCAAGAGCAAUGAUUUACAAAGUGCCACCGUAUUGCAUGCAUCCAAUAUUAACAUUAGCGAAAACCGAAAAUCUAGUAAUAUAUUUGAUAUAGAAACGCAGAAAUUCGAAGGACAUGAAACGGUGGCAUCAAAUUCUAUUCAUGAUAUAGAGACGCAAAUAUUUCCCACAGAUGGAUCUACGCAUCUUAUUCAAGCGAAUACUAAAAUUAACAAACAACAAGAAUCAAAGUUAAAUCUCCAAGAUGAAGUAGCUAGCACCUCUGCGACAGAUAUUCACGAUAUGGAAACGCAACAUUAUGCGAGCUAUAUUAACGAACUGGAGACUCAAAAGAGCGAGGACAAUAUUCGGAAUGUAACACCGAAGAAGUUAACAACAGAUAUUCAUAAUGCGGAAACGCAAAAUUAUAUUGAUGGUACUAACAAAGAUGACUACAAUACGAAAAAAUCCGUAAUCGAUAAAAAUAAGAAUCAAAAGAAAAGUUUAGAUCAAGUCGAAUGUAAUAUUAACGAUUUAGAAACGCUAAGAUUUGAUAAUAAUGAUAUUGCGGAAGACUUAUCCAAUGUAGAAACUCAAAUGGAUAACAUUGUAAAUGAUAUCAAUAAUGAUCGAGCCAAUACGGAUAAAGAUACCAUAGCAAAAACUAUUAAAAAUGGAAUUAAUGAUGAUAGUGAAAAAGAUAAAGAUAAUAUAGUAGAAACUAUUAAGACCAAAAUCAAUUAUGAUAACGUUGCACAAUCGCCCAGAUCUAGUAGCCCUGGAUCUUUGAAUUUAUCAUCACCAGGAGUCGAUGAAGAUUGCCUUUCCUCAUUACAUAGUGACCAUUUGCUCGAAUCAUCAGAUUUAUUAGAAUUCUUUGGCGAGGGCAUCGAUAAACGGGAAGAAAUACGAGCGUCUAACACAUCUACGCCAAAAUCGCACACGAAAACGUCAUCGGAAAGAGAUAACAAUACCGGAAAUAUGUCGAAUAACGAUGAAGACAAUAUUUUCGAUGCUCUCACUCAAUGCAUUCAUGAUUUUGAAGGGAAAUCGGACGAAAUCAACGAGAAAGAUAUACGCAAGCUUCCGAAGAAAAAGAACGGAUCAAAGGAAAGCAUCAAUGAUGAUCCGGAAAUGGACACAGAGGAAUAUUCGAAGAAACUCGCUAAAAAGCAACGCAAAUCUUUAGAAAUUUCGGAUAAGUCCUGCGACGACAAUAUAGAUAAUAAAAAUGAUCCAGGCACGAGUAUUGAAUCUGAAGAUAUAUUUGAUGCACUAACGCAACAAUCGAAUAGUCCUGCGGUUAAGGAUACAUCGAACUCAUCAGGCACCAACCAGUUAUCGAAAAUCAAUGAAACUGACGCUGUUGACGAUAUGGCGCCGACACAGAUUAUAAACAACAAUGAAAACACACAUGAUCAAGGCAAUUUGGCAAAUAAACCUUCGGCAGAUAUCAAUGACUUUAAUAACACAAUCGAAGAUGGACAAAAGAAACAUGUUGGCCGCAAAAAAAUCGGAGAAUCUUUUCAAACAGAUGCAGAUGAUAGUCUGGAACAAAAACUUAAUGAAAUGUUUGAAAAUGUAAAUAGCAGCAUUCAUGAGCCACCACAUAUGUCGACUCAGGCUCUCGAAGAUAUUUUGGAAUCAUCGCAGAGUGAUAACGACUUACCUGUCAACAAAUACACUGUAAACGAAAGCUUGCGUACAGAUAGUAAAUUGCAAACGCAAUUAAAAAAGAAAAAUCGCACGCCUUGCGAUCAAUCUCCGUGUGAUACAGCAGAUACCGAAGCGAAUAAUGUAAAUAAUAUGGAGAUUGAUUCGCAAAAUUCAGAUACUCAUUUUUCUACUCUUACUACAAGACGGAAAAGAAAUAUUUUAAAAGAGGCACAGGAGAAAGAGAACGAGCUCGUAGACUCCAUGCUCCAGAAUGUAACUUCUUCUCGUCAAGACUCUAAUAUUUCACAAAUAUCUAAAGUAAAUAAUGAAAAAGAUGAUAAUACAAUUACGGAAUUUAAUAAAAGAGAUAAAAAAACUUCAAAACCGAGAAAUGAAACUGAUACAGUGACAGAUAAGACAGACAGUUUAAAUGACGAUAACGUAACCGAAACUAUCUCAAAUAACAACGGGGAUAACGAAAAUAAUCUUCGACUUUCGAUAAAAAGAAAAUAUGGAGCUGCGUCGGAAGCGGGCAAUAAACGAGUUUUGAGAAAUGAUCCGAACAAAGUCGAAGUCGAUAAUGUAGAAAAGGACUCGGGGAGUGAGUCCAAUGUUUGUGCACCUUGUUCAUCAAGAGAUGUAGAACGUGCACAAACAUCGGACAUAUCAUAUGAGAGCGACGAUGACAUUUUAACACGUUUACCAGCGGUUAAAAUAUCGGGGACGCUCUCAAAUCCUGCGAGUCCUUCCGUAUCAUCGACGUCGACUGUGCGUAGCGAAAGACUUAAACGAGGUAACGUAAAAGGUAGAAACAAAAAAAUUGUACGGAAUAAAUCACUACGCAAGCAAAGCGGUGAGAACGCUAAAAAGAACGAAAGCUCAAAUCAAAAGCAUGAUAAGCCAGCGAUUUCGCUGCUUGAUAAUGAAAUGCCCAGUUUAGAUGUUCUAAAGACUAAUAAAAUGACGAAACAUCUUGUCGACACUUCUGAUGAUUCCGACAGCGAAAUGAAAAAUAAACGAUUCAAGCAAAUGGCAGAGAGAAUAAUGCUAAAUAAUAAGGUCGAUUAUUCGAAACGCGGUAAAAAAAACGUACAAAAUACGUCCGACAAAAAGGAAAGUGCGCCUAACCUAUCUAAUCUAUCGAAGAAUCUGAAGCUAGAUACUGACGAUGAAUUGAAAAUUUCUUCGCAAAUAAGUUCAAGUUCAAGAAUCACGCGACAUUCCAGUAAACAAAAUGACGAGAGUUCGGAUGUAUCGCGCAAAGAAGCUCGCAUGGAAAAUGUAACCUACGAUAGAUCUACAAAACCAGAAACGAGAUCUAUCGUCACUAGAAGAAAGAGAACUCUGAACACGAUUGAAAAAGAUAUCGAGGAGAUGAAUUCGAUGAAACGUGAAGCACAAGUCAUCGAGGAACGUCCGAUUUUUACGCGGGCUCGAAGAAACACAGUUAAAACAGAUAUUGAUAGGCAAUCUCCAAUUCUUAAUUAUUUCACUAAAACUAACUCACGCAAGAAUUCCCCGGUGAUUGGAAAUACGAGGUCUUCCCGAGAUAAUAAAACAGUACCUGAAACUACAUUAGAAGAAAGUCAAAAAGCCUUAAAUUUAAAAACAGAUGAGAAUGUCGAUUCUGGGAGAUCCAAACAAGGCAAACGUAAAAUUAAUGAUGAUCAAGCUGCAAUGGGUGUUGAUGUAACUGUGAAUAAAAGUAGUAUUAACAACAAACAAGUCCAAAUGCAAGAAAGACAGACUGCAGUGAAUCUAUCACAAGACAAGGUUCUAAAGGUUGUAAUUAGUCCCAUAAGAAGCUCUCUAAUAAAUUCUAUAGAAGACGAAUCGCAAGAAGUGGAGAUGAUCAUGGGAAAAAGUCUGAGUAAUGUGCAAGACAAGAAUUUAUCGAUUAGAGAAACUAACACUGCGAAGAUAUUUCAAAGAAAAUUGAGGAUCAGAAGCAGGAAACAAUCCAACAUAGAUACUGAGACAGAUUCAGCUUUAACUGAGAGCAAUAUAUCAUCUAUCAUAGAUGAUUCUAGUAAUACGCAAUCUGAUGAUUCCCCACCAAAAGUUAAAAUUCGCAAAAGAUUUACUAAAAGUCCAGCAGGAACACAAGCUCUGAAAAAAAAGGAAACAUUUAAGAAGCCUACUAGUGUCAAGAAUUCUGCAAGUUCAAUCUUUGAUUCCUCCACAGAAGAUACAACCAGUGAAAGUAGUCAAAAUAGUAAUAUAGAAAAUGAUACUUUGUCAAGUUCUAGAUCUUCAAGAUCAAAGACAGCAAGUAUCAGGAAGAAGGAAAAGAUUGAAGUAACUCGAAGUAUGCGUAGUAUGGUCAAUGACAGUACCUCUUCGAGGAUAAAUACAAGUACAGAGAACACUCCUCUCCCAUCAACGCCUUCUACCAGAGUGCGUCGAAGUACAUCUGUUUUGAAUUAUUCCACACCAUCCACUGCAAGACACAGAGUUUUGUUUACAGGUAUAACAGAGGACUACAACAACAUCGUUAAAACAUUAGGUGGAAACAAAGUGGAAGAUCCAGCAAAGUGCAGCAUUUUGGUUACUGACAAAGUUCGCAGAACGUAUAAAUUUUUAUGCGCACUAGCGAGGGGUAUACCUGUAGUGACAAUAAAUUGGUUAAAAGACAGUGAAUCAGCAACUCGAUUUUUGGAUUGGGAAGGUUAUAUACUAAAAGAUCCUGCCGCCGAAGCCAAAUUUGGUUUCAGAUUGAGAAAGAGUCUUGAUAAGGCUAAGGAACAAAGAUUACUAGAUGGUUAUACUGUUGUAUUGACAUCAAAUAUUGCGCCACCACCAAUAGAAGAAUUAAAAGAUAUGAUAACGUCUUGCGGAGGAAAAGCUCUAUUACGUCCACCAAAUAAAUGGCCUGAAAAAGCGGUGAUACUAUCCCGCGAAGAAGAUUUGCCAAAUGCGAGAAAAUUUCUCGUGAAGGCACCAAAGACUGUUACUAUACAAUCUACGGAAUUUAUUCUGACUGGUAUUUUAAGGCAGGAAACGGAUUUUGAUAAAUAUAGAAUAAUGUGAUUACCAGUGAACCCUUCCCUUCCUUUGAUAAGAAUGCUGUCAAUAUUCAGGUAUAAAAAUAUUUUUAUUACUAAUUAUAUUAAUUGUUUAAAAAUUAGUCUCUAUAUACAAAUAGCGCUAUAUGCUGUCACAUUCCCAGUAAGUAAAAGUUGGUAGAAUUAUUUUCAUUUCUUUAUUAUUUUUUUAAAUUAAAAGAGACUUUUUUAUUUACAAAUAAAAAUUGGUGCAAUUGCCUUAAAUUUUUAUUUUUUUUUAAACAUGCAAAUUGUUCUAUUUGUUGUUCUAUUAAUCGAACAAACCUUGAUAAGAAUCAAAGUUAAUCAUAGAAUUAUAUAAUAAUGAUUGAUAAUUUAAAAAUAUGAUGAAAGUAGAAUUGUGAUAUAUAAUAAGAAAAGAGAAUACAGGAUAUGAGAUAUUCUUAUUCUGACAAUGAGCAAGGAAUAAAAAUGCAUUAGCUACAAAUCUUUAUUUCAUAGUUUUUUUUUUCAAUACAAUUAUAUUUUGAUGCUUAUAUCAAUACACAAUAAUAGACGAUUUCCUCGUCGCGAAAACUUGAGAUAUAUCUGGCAAUUCUAUUGAUGUAUAUCAUCAAUCACAAUUCGCGAAAGUUGCGUCCUAAUUAAACAUUAAAUAUCGUAUAUUCUUACGAGUUGAUUGAAGUUUAUCAACUCGGUCCUCUUUACGUAUGUGUUUUCUGUAAUACAUUGCGAUACAACAAUUGUCGCUUGUUAUAAGAACGAAUGAUAACAAAGACGUUAUCUCGUUCGAUCAGCGGUAAUUACUCAUACGCGAUGUAUGCGAAAACGCAUGCAUAAAGAAAACUCUAGUUAACGAUUUAAUGAUCAUUUAUUCAAUUAAAUCUAAUAAUAAUGAUUAUAG
This is a messenger RNA of Formica exsecta, 6883 nucleotides long. RefSeq lists its product as uncharacterized. Gene Ontology annotation, cellular component: nucleus. Gene Ontology annotation, biological process: positive regulation of transcription initiation by RNA polymerase II. The coding region runs from base 731 to 6004 and encodes 1757 amino acids. The record is from RefSeq and is a predicted model, not a curated record. Lineage: Eukaryota; Metazoa; Arthropoda; Insecta; Hymenoptera; Formicidae. Gene Ontology annotation, molecular function: protein binding. The transcript is spliced from 9 exons.